This is a messenger RNA of Eimeria maxima, 363 nucleotides long. RefSeq lists its product as hypothetical. Lineage: Eukaryota; Apicomplexa; Conoidasida; Eucoccidiorida; Eimeriidae. The record is from RefSeq and is a predicted model, not a curated record. Gene Ontology annotation, molecular function: protein binding. Bases 1 to 363 code for a protein of 120 amino acids. The transcript has 5 exons.
AUGAAAGAAAAGAAGGAGGAAACCCUAAACCCUCAAACCCUAGCUCCUCUACCUGCUAGGGUUUUAGAGGCUGUAAACCGCCGCCUAGAUAACAAACAAUUUUAUGAUGCACAGCAACUAAUAAAAACAUUCUCUAAUAGAUAUAAUGCGAAGGGACAGCCGGAGAUAUCCGUGUCUAUCUGCGCAACAUUUGCGCGUCAAUUCGCUGAAUUAGGAGAGGGAGCAUUAGCGUUAGAUCUAGCAAGUCUUGCAUUAACUUGCAUGCAGCAGCAGCAGCAGCAGCAGCAGCAGCAGCAGCAGCAACCAACAAAGGAGCAACUGCAGCUGAUAGCGGAUUUAUUAACUGUAUCUACUAGGCAAUAA